Messenger RNA from Volvox carteri f. nagariensis, 836 nucleotides. RefSeq lists its product as uncharacterized. The coding region runs from base 87 to 836 and encodes 249 amino acids. The transcript has a single exon. NCBI's taxonomy places the organism in Eukaryota, Viridiplantae, Chlorophyta, Chlorophyceae, Chlamydomonadales, Volvocaceae. The record is from RefSeq and is a predicted model, not a curated record.
AUUAUUACCAAGAGGUGUGUCCCGCUGCUGGGACACUGUCAUCUAGUUUUGUGUUGCACCGUCUUUCUUAGCGUUACUAGGAUCGAAUGUCGGCUAUGGACAAUGUCGCUGCAGGCGCGGAAGGACUAGUAUUCUCUCCCGAAAUGCAUGCGUUUUUUGAACGGCGGCUAGCCGAGGAGCGUGAGUCGGUUCGGGAGGCGCUCACCGCCGACUUCGACCGGAGGCUGAAAGAACAAGAAGAAUUAUCACAAUUGAAAUUAGCUCAAGCUCGCAGCGAGAAUCUUCCCCAAUGUGCAGAGCCACCGAACCUGGCCAACCACCCGUCAUUACGCGAAUCCUGGGCCUUCGUAAAGGAUGCGCGCGUCGCCACGGAACAAAUCAACGUUAUGUUAACAAAAGUGGCGGAUAAUACAUCCUCAAAAGGUCAGGCGCUUAUGACAGCUGUCAACCGCUUGACUAACCUCAUUGACCUACGUUUAGCAGCGUACACUGGCGCCAUGGACGCCACAACUACCAAGAAGGCAGAGUUCGUCAUGCGAUACUACGCUACCUUCCGGAGCAAAGCCCUCAACCCGACCGGCCACUGGGCAACGGGGGAGCGAAAAUUCAAAGACGUCCAGAUGGACGAGGCUGCCAUCAUCGAUACCGGGCUCAUGCGGCCCACCGGCAGCUUGGGUGGCAACAGCAUGGCUUACACAGAGGGCUCUGGCAACAGGCAUCGGCCCUACCCCGGCUCCGGCCACCGUCACCCUCCGGGCCCGGGAGGCCUUAACAGUUUCCGCGGAAUGCGCCACAGCAGUUACAGGAACACUGGGCCCAACCCCCAGAAGUCUUGA